AUGAGCUUGGACAAGAAGACCAAGGGGGCUCUGGUGGAGCUUCUUCGCGAACAUGGAGAAGAACCACCCACACGGUGGACCAAGGUGGAGCUACGUCAGAGGCUCAUCGAAUUGAAUCCAUCGUUGGACAAGACGAUCUCCAAGGAAGCCAAGAUGACAGAGCUACAGCAGUGGGUGGGCAAGAUCAACCGCGCAAGCGUCAAGAAGGCCAACCUGGUGCAGCUGUGUCAGGACGAGCUCCAGCUCACCCUUUCGGGGAACGAGACGGUGGCGACCUUGGAGAAGCUGGCCAUGCAGCGGGCCAGUGUUCUUGCCAAGCCCAUGGCUCAGGACUAUGUGGGCUUCGGAAAGCAUGCAGGCCUGGAGUACCAGGACAUCAACGAGUUUCAGCCAGCUUACCGCGAGUGGGUGUUAAAGACCGAUGCCGAGGAGACUGGAUGCGACUACCGCUUGAGACGUCUAGCGGUGUGGCUGCGCGAGAACCCAGUGCGGAAGGGCAGCCAACGAGAUCUACCAGUUCGGGGACAGCCAAAGUCCAAGGCUAUGUUUCGCCCGAGCGGAGCGACCGGGUCUACAACGCCGCCGGCAACGGAGAUGUCGCCUUCGGCACCUUCCGUGGUGGACCGGGACAUGAUCGCCAUUCUCCAGAAUCUGGCGGGCACGGUUCAGGACCUGCAGCAGGAGAUGGCCGAGCUCAAGGGCGAGCGUCCGCGCAAGAAGGAUCAGAAGACGACCAAGUCAGUGUCCGACACGACGUCGGAAGGCUACACCAAGGACUAUGAGGCUCUAGGUGACUUGAGCGCCGGGAGAGCUAGCCAGUUGGAGCAACAGUCGUGGGAAAUUGUGGGCUGUGAACCUAAUAGUUUUCUCACGACGGCUGUUCAAGACUUGAUCGGUAGUGUAGAAGCAGCCAAGCGGUUAUCCACUUGGAAUGGUGCCAAUCUUGGGACCUCAGAGGGUGUGAAGUUGAUUUUGCAGCAAGUUUGUUUUUCACAACCUGGGUUUGUGUGGCUGACCACACCAGACUCAGCUUUCUCUCCAAUGCAGCAUUCGAACUCUCGAACCGACGCGCAAAAAGAGGACCUUCAGCGGAAGCGAGCUGUGGCCCGCAAGACCUUUGAGGGAGCUGCCAUUGUUUAUCGCUACUGUAUUCAGCAGGGCAUUCAUUGCGCAUGGGUGAUGUCUGAGAAAUCCGAUGCAUGGAGACUUCCCUUGUUGCAGAAUCUGAUUCGACAGUAUCAAGCACAACAAGCUGUGACUCAUGGUUGUCGUGUUGGGUUGCGUAGCAUGGAGGACAACAGGACUGUGAAGAAAGGGUGGAAGCUCAUCACGUCUCAUGCUAGGAAUGCAAAGGACAGACUUCCUUACCAGAACGGUUCGGAGAAGGGGGGAGAACUUCAGAUCUUUGACCAGGCUUCAGGGAUUCAGGGAGACCCUACACCCAAGGCACCCCAGGUCCAGGAUGUGGUACCCGAGAACCUACAGCAUGAGACCUAUGCAGCCGAAGAACUCCAGGAAGCUGAGGACCUGGCCAAGCAACUUCUGAGACAGAAAGAUUUCAGCGAGGCUUCAUGCCUCCAGUUGAUCCACAGGAUGCCUAUGAAGGCACACCCAUCAAGGACAGGGCAGCUAGGACCAGAGAAGGUACAGUACCAUGUCUUCGGUGCAUAUGCGUAUGGAGCUCAGUUUGGCGUAAGUAACAGAACUGAACAGAUGAAGCAGUGUGUCAAGUAUCUGAAUGCCUUCAUGAAAGCACAUGCCAGGGAUCAUCGUAGAUGGACUUCGAUGGUGCUGAGUGUCAACAACAAACUUCCGUUGCAUCGAGACGUGAACAAUGAAGCCAACCAACCUAAUAUGGUCUUAGGACUUGGUUCCUACAGCGGAGGAGAAUUGUGGGUUCAAGAAACCAUCCAGGCCCGCGAAAUGGGAAUCGCGACUUCAGAGGAGCGACCUCUGACCAAGAAAACCACGCCACACGGCGAGGACGUGUGGGGGAGGGAGUGUUUGGGGGUGUUCGCAGUGGGUGGGGAUCAGGCCUCUCGAGACAAGGAGACCGAGAAGAUCAAGAAGCAACUAUACUUGCUUCAUGCAGCGACAGGCCACUGUUCCACCAAGCAUCUGGUGACGGCUCUGAAGCGCAGGAAUGCGCGACCGGAAGUGAUUAAGCUUGCUUCGGAGUUUCGGUGUUCUAUCUGCGAGGAACGACAGAAGCUCAUGCCGAGGCAUUUGGCUUCGCUAGAGCCGUUGCCACCCAAGUUCCACACCAUUUCGGCUGACGUGGGGCACUGGACGCAUCCAGAGACCCAAGAACAGCACCAGUUCCUAGUGGUCAUAGACGAAGGGUCAAGGUUCCGUGUGGCUAGAAUGGUCUCGAAAGGUCCAAAGCAGCAGCCAUCAGGAGCUACCUGCGUCCAGUACCUCCGAGAGGGCUGGGCACAAAUCUUUGGGAAUCCCAGGACCCUCCGAUUGGAUCCAGCGGGGAGCUUCAGGAGUCAGGCCAUUCUGGAUUUCUGUGAUCGGCAUCAGAUUUUCUUGGACUUGGUUCCAGGGGAGGCCCAUUGGAAGAUUGGAGUUUGUGAGCAAGCAGUUCAGGGUCUGAAAUCGGUCAUGGACAAGGUUUGUAGGGCAGAAGGAACUCUGACAGCGGAAGAGGCUUUAUCGACAGCUGUGCGCAUCUUUAAUCAGCGAGACCUGGUUAGGGGAUAUUCGCCGGUGCAACAUGUUUUAGGACAAGCUCCUGAUGAGACCGGUAGGAUUGAUGUGGCCACACCCAAUCUCCCUCCUGAACUCCUGGUUGAAAAUCCGGGAACCGAGUUCGCACAGGCUGUUGCGCGUAGGACGGAAGCUGAAAAGGCCCACGCUGAGUGGAACGCAAGGCAGAGGCUGGUGCGAGCAGCAAAUUCCAGGAGUAGAAGGGUCAUGGACUACCAGCCGGGAGAGCUUGUGUACUUUUGGAGGCAGCAACAUUCAGGUAAGAACCGUCAAGGGCCUCAGUCCAAGAAGGGAGUGUUCAUGGGACCCGCUAGGAUUCUUGCAACCGAAAAGAAGAGGAACCCAGAUGGAACGUUGCAAGAUGGAUCCAUUGUAUGGUGCGUACGCGGCAGGCAGUUGAUCAAAUGUUGCGUUGAGCAGCUGAGAAGGGCUUCUCCGAGGGAGGAGUUGGUGGAGACUCUUUCCACUCAGGACAACACCCCCUGGGUGUUCACUAAGGUGGCUGAGCAGAUCGGGGGUAACCAGUUCGAAGAUGUCUCGCAGGACAAUCCCCAGCUGGAGGAGUGGUGGAGAGCUCAGAAUCCUGAGGAGGAAAUCCAACCAGCAAGAAGGAGAAUCACUGAGAAACGUUCUGCUCCUCCAAGGGUUCCGGAUGACUCCGAGGAGGAACUAGUUCCGGAUCAGGAGAUGUCACAUCCUCCUGUACAGCGAGCAGUGGCUUCUCGUAGGGCUCGUAGGUCAACACCAUAUGCGGCCGAGGGACUCGGAUCAGGAGAGCAUUGGUGCGACCGGGUACCAGAGGAGGCUUGGUUCUGCCAGGAGCAGGCGUAUUGGUGUGAUCCUCAGGCGGGGGUUCAAGUUGAAGUAGAGAUGCCACAGACGGGCAAGGGCUGGAAGCAGGCUCUGCAGAACUUUGAGGGAUACAUGGUAGGGGCGAUGAAGCGAAGGGCGAUCGAAGUCAGGGAAAAGCAUCUCUCUGAUGAGGAACGGCUCCAAUUCGAAGGAGCGAAAGCAAUUGAGGUGAAAAACUUUGUCGCCGCUCGCGCAUUCGAAGCAUUACCUGAAUCCUUACGUCCUAGCAAGGAGCAAGCCAUCCACAUGAGGUGGAUACUCACCUGGAAGCAGCGUGAGGACGGGACGAUGAAGGCUAAGGCAAGAGCAGUGCUCUUAGGCUUUCAGGACCCCGGAUACGCCCAUAGAUCUACUACUGCCCCAGUUAUGUCCCGGCAGUCUAGGCAACUCCUUCUACAACAAGCCGCCCGACGGAAAUGGUCUGUCUUUAAAGGAGAUGUGUCGGGGGCUUUCCUUCAAGGUCGGGAUUAUCCUGGAGUGUUACACUGCGUGCCCUGCAACGAGAUCUGCGAUGCACUUGGUGUACCGAGAGACAGCAUUAUGCGACUUAGGAAGGCGUGUUAUGGGUUGGUGGACGCUCCUCUUGAAUGGUAUAGGUCGGUGGCGGAGUUCCUUGCCGAAUUAGGAUUGGAGCGAUCCUACAGCGAUCCAUGCACCUGGCUUUGGAGAGUUGAUGGCUGUCUGAGAGGAAUGAUCUCGGGUCAUGUUGAUGACUUUCUUUUCGGAGGUUCAGACGAGGACUCAGAGUGGCAGGGAAUCCUAAAAAGGAUUAAGGACCGGUUCCAAUGGGGGGACUGGGAGCGCGACACCGAAGGCUUCACGCAGUGUGGCGUUCGCGUACUAAGGACAGCUGAAGGCUUUGAACUGAGCCAGGCCCAGUUUGUGGAAGCUCUGAAGGAGAUACCUCUGAACGCCGCCAGAAAGAGAGAGAGGAGAGAACAGACCUCGGAGAGAGAGAAAACCCAACUUAGGGCACUUCUAGGAAGUCUGAGCUGGCUGGCACAACAGACGGCACCUCAUUUGUCGGCGCCCGUCAGCCUGCUGUUGUCGGAAGUUUCUCAGAGUACCGUGGAUACUAUUGUUCGAACCAAUCAAUUAGCAUGGCAGGCGAAACAAAGGAAGAACCAUAGCAUGCUCAUUCAUGCCUUUGACGAGGACGAACCUUUGGCCAUGUUUGCAUGGGUAGACGCGGGAUCUACUAACAGGCCUGACGGUGGCAGUACCCAGGGGAUUUUCGUAGGCAUAGGACCUCAGUCUGUUCUGCAAGACGCAGUGGGUCGUAUUACUCCGGUUGCCUGGCACUCAUCAAAGGUGGAGAGGAUAUGCCGCUCUCCAGGAGCGGCUGAAGCUCAAGCAGCCGUGAAUGGGGAAGACACGCUGUUCUUCUCACGCUACCAGUGGGGUGAGCUCGAGUUUGGGGAUGUGGACUCCAGAGACGCGGAGCGAACGGUGAAUCAGGUGGUCGGUUGCUUAGUGACGGACUCGCGCAACGUGUACGACAAGCUCAACACAGAAGUCCUUACUAUAAAAGGAGCCGAGAAGAGAACGGACCUGGAAAUGUUAGGGCUCAAAGAGGCACAAUGCAACACUGGACUGCACAUUCGUUGGGUACAUUCCGAAGCACAGUUAACCAACAGUUUGACAAAAGCUGCUGGGGGACGAGAAAUGGAAUUGUACUAUCAGAUGCGUCACCAGUGGAGGAUCGUGGAGGACCCUCAGAUGAGAUCCGCAAGACGAAGACGACAAGAAGGCAUCGCGCCUCUGACGACGGACCAAGGAGAUGAACGAAAUAUUUAA
Symbiodinium sp. CCMP2456 is the source of this 5361-nucleotide messenger RNA. The record is from the annotation of a GenBank genome assembly. NCBI's taxonomy places the organism in Eukaryota, Dinophyceae, Suessiales, Symbiodiniaceae.